This is a messenger RNA of Nyctereutes procyonoides (raccoon dog), 2682 nucleotides long. RefSeq names its product adhesion G protein-coupled receptor E2-like. The coding region runs from base 1 to 2217 and encodes 738 amino acids. Gene Ontology annotation, biological process: adenylate cyclase-activating G protein-coupled receptor signaling pathway; cell surface receptor signaling pathway. Gene Ontology annotation, cellular component: membrane. The record is from RefSeq and is a predicted model, not a curated record. Gene Ontology annotation, molecular function: G protein-coupled receptor activity; calcium ion binding. The transcript has 18 exons. NCBI's taxonomy places the organism in Eukaryota, Metazoa, Chordata, Mammalia, Carnivora, Canidae.
AUGGCAUCCUCUGUGGCUGUGCUCACUGGUGUCUGCACCAAGAGAAAUGGGCAUCCAAGGUUGCUGCCAGGACUCUUGCUGUUGCUGCUGUUGGCAUUGGGUGUUGGAGCCCAAAUAAAUAGUGACUCUGUUCGCCAUUGCCCUCCGAAAUCCACUAUUUUCAAAGGUGACGCCUGUCUCUGCCUUCCGGGAUUCAGUUCUUCAUCUGGGAAGAUUUUCCAUGGCCGGGGGAGUUGUGAUGACAUCAAUGAGUGUGGACCACCCCCGUUGGUGUCCUGUGGACGGUUAGCAGACUGUCAGAACACAGAGGGGAGCUACCACUGCAUGUGCAUCCUGGGAUAUGAGCUUGCUUCUGGGGCAACGACGUUCAUGAAUGAGAGUGAGAACACAUGUCAAGAUGUGGACGAGUGCAGCUCUGGGCAGCAUACAUGCCAUCACUCCACCAUCUGUGUCAACACUGUGGGCUCCUACCAGUGCCGCUGCCGCUGGGGCUGGGAGCCCAAACCUGGAUUCCAGGAUAAGCAACUGAACACCACCUGUGAAGAGAUGUCCUUCCCCACCUGGACCCCACCCCCUGGAAUCAAGAGCCAGAGACUCUCUAAUUUCUUUGAAAGAGUCCAAGAGCUGCGCAGAGACUUCAAGCCAGCCUUGGCUCAGGAAACCAUCCAGAAACUCAUAUGGGGGGUGGAUGAGCUGCUGGAGACUCCGGGGGAUCUGGAGGCCCUGCCUCGCUCAAAACAGCACUAUGUGGCCACUAACCUGCUGGUUGGCCUGGAAGAUGUCCUGAGAGAUGUAAGCCAGGCCCUGCCCAAUGGGCUGUUGACCUUCAAUUCAUCUGCAGGCACAGAUCUGUCCCUGGAGGUGCAGGAGCAAGGACAUAAUAAUGUCACUUUGAGUCAGAAUCAGGCAAAGAUGCUGUUGAAAUGGGAUGUGGUGCAUGAAUCUGGUGACUCAGGUCCUUCUGUGGUGGGCCUCAUCUCUACUCCGGGGAUGGGCAAGUUGCUGGCUGAAGCCCCUCUGGUCCUGGAGCCUGAGAAGCAGGCUGUUCUGCACGGGGCACACAAAAGCUUGUUGCAAGGAGUCUCCCCUGUUCUGCUCUCAGAUGUUAUCUCGGCCUUUAUGAGCAACAAGAAGCUCAGCUCCCCCAUCAUCUACAUCUUAUUCCACCAUUCAGUGACCCCUGGGCCAACAAAAAAGGUGUUCUGUGUCUUUUGGGAGCACAGUCAGGAUGGAUCUGGUCAUUGGUCCACCAGAGGCUGCACAAUGGUGAAUAGUGGAGAUACCAGCACCACCUGCCAGUGCACCCACCUCAGCAGCUUUGCCGUCCUCUUGGCCCACCACGAUGUGCAGGAUGAUGAUCCCAUGCUGGCUAUGAUCACAUACGUGGGGCUGGGCCUUUCUCUGAUGUGCCUCCUCCUGGCAGCCCUCACCUUCCUGCUGUGCAAGGCCAUCCAGAACACCAGCACCUCCCUCCACCUGCAGCUCUCAAUCUGUUUGUUCCUGGCUCACCUGCUCUUCCUCGUGGCCAUUGACCGGACUGAAAUCAAGGUGCUGUGUUCCAUCAUUGCAGGUGCCUUACACUAUCUCUACCUGGCCUCCUUCACCUGGAUGCUGCUGGAGGGUCUACACCUCUUCCUCACUGCACGCAACCUGAAGGUGGUCAACUACUCCAGUGUGAACAGGUUCAUGAAGAAGCUCAUGUUCCCUGUGGGAUAUGGAGUCCCAGCCAUAAUUAUGGCCAUUUCUGCUGCAUCCAGGCCUCACCUUUAUGGAACACCCACCCGCUGCUGGCUCAACCAAGAAAAGAGAUUUAUAUGGAGCUUCCUUGGGCCAGUCUGUGCCAUCUUCUCUGUCAAUUUAGCUUUCUUUCUGAUGACCCUCUGGAUUUUGAAAAGCAAGCUGUCUUCCCUCAACAGCGAAGUAUCUACCCUCCAGAACACAAGGAUGCUGGCAUUUAAAGCCACAGCUCAGCUCCUCAUCUUGGGCUGCACAUGGUGCCUGGGCAUCCUGCAGGUGGGUCCAGCUGCCCAAGUCAUGGCUUACCUGUUCACCAUCAUCAACAGCCUGCAGGGUGUCUUCAUCUUCCUGGUGUACUGCCUCCUCAGCCAGCAGGUACGGGAGCAAUAUAGGAAAUGGUUCAAAGGGAUCAGGAGAGCAAGAGCUGAGUCAGAGAAAUACACAGUGUCCAGCAGGGCCACCUCUGAUGCCUCUAAAUAGAGCAUGGUCAAUUAAAAAAUCUGAUGAAUUAUAUCCCCAUCUCCCAUGGAAAAUUGGAACUGUUAAUCUCUGAGCCCUUGAGAGAGGAUAAACAAGACUUCAUUGUGUGUAUAUUUCAAGAAAUUCACCAUGUCAACAGUGUGAAAGACGUCAACCUUGCUUGAUACUCAAUGCCUGCAAAAUCUGGAAUUUGUCUGUGCCCUUCAGUGUGCUUAGAAAACUCUCAACAUAUAAAGAGCCAUCUGUGGAUCAAUUUCUUGGUCACUUUGGUUUACAAUCUUUUCUGAAGCCUCUCCUUCCUACAAAGAUGCUUCUGGAUGCUGAACGUCUAUGAGCAGGAAAACCUGCCUCAAUGGAUUUUCCUACCUACAGCAACCAUGAGAGUGGACAUGUUCACUCCAGAGUCUGGAUUUUGAAAUUUCUUUGUUCUGUGUUCUGUGAGCUUAAUUAUUCAUACUUUCAAAG